CCUCCCCCUUUAUUUUGCUUUACAUUAUUAUUUUAAAUUAAAAAUACUAUGUCGUUCUCAAAUAUGGCCGGUGGUGCUGAUUGUUCGGCUGGAUCUAAUCCCAUGGCACAGAUGCUUAAGCAAUUCAAUCAGGAUCGGUCAUUACAGAGAGAUCGUUUUGGUGUACCAGCCCAAGGAGGUUCCGGGUCGUCUUCGAUGCGCACAAUGAGACAAGCUCCAAUGACAGCAUCAGGGGAUGGCAUGGUCGACGAGUUCUUUGGUCAGGAACAGCAGCAACACAGACCGGCUGGACCGAAUGUGGCUGGGCAAAUAGGAAACAACUUUCAGUUUUCUGAACUCUCUAGAGAACUUGAAAGUAUUCGCCAACAAGAUCAAGGAGGAUGGGCAAACGAAUUUGGUAUGCACAGUAACGGACCUAAAAUCUGGGAGGUCACUGCAGACCAGGAGGCUGCAAUGGAGAAAGCAUUUGAAGAGAGUAUGGCCCGUGCAGGACCUAGUCAAGAUAUCUCAGUCUGGAGAAACGAGUUUAUGAAUCACCCUGAAGUGAGCCAAAUGAACCCUCAACAGCUCUCUGAAUUUGAGCAUGCUUUUCAAAAACACUUUGAUUGGGCUGGUGAAUUUGACAUGCAUUCUUCCAAGGGAAAGGGGCGGAUUGUUGAGCUGGAUAACAAUGCCAGUUGGGAGGACCAGUUUGCAGCAUUUGACAAAGCCGAGACUGAGGAGGAGAUGGCAAGAAAGAUUGAAGAGGCUGCUGCGGCACAGGACCCGGCCAUGUUUGAUCAGUUUGAGUCUGUCUGGCAGGACAUUAGAGACCAGAUGACUGGCAAGGGAGAGUUUGGUGAUGAUAAUAGUUGGGAAGAUGAGUUUGGACAGUUCAACAGCAAUGGUCCAGUGUACAAACCUGAUCUGGGUGAUUAUGUAUUCGAGAUCGACAAUCCCUUCCUUACACACCCUGAUCCUCUCUCGGAAGCAAUUCGCCUGCAUGAUCAAGGACAGAGCCUGAGUGAGACUGCACUGGCCUUUGAAGCAGCUGUUCAACGAGAUCCAUCCAAUUCAGAUGCCUGGAUGAGACUCGGUAUGAUCCAAGCUCAGAAUGAAAAGGAAGAGCCUGCGAUUCGCGCUCUUGAGAAGGCAGUUGAAGUAGAUCCUGGAAAUCUAUCUGCACUCAUGUCUCUGGCUGUAAGCUACACUAACGAAUCUUACGACCAUGCAUCCUAUCAGACCCUUGAGCGCUGGAUCACAGAGAGAUACCCAGAGAUUGGUGGUGCAUCUCUACCAGCGCCCGCUAGUCCUUUUGAACUCCACGCGAGAGUUACUGAUAUGUUCCUUUCAGCUGCAAGACAAGCUCCUGAUGGCCAACAGAUGGAUCCAGAUGUCCAGGUUGGUCUGGGAGUCUUGUUUUAUGGCAGUGGGGAUUUGGAAAAGGCAGUAGACUGUUUUGUGGCUGCUCUCAAAGGAAGACCUAAUGAUUAUUUGUUGUGGAAUCGCUUGGGUGCUACUCUUGCCAACAAUGGCCGCUCAGAAGAAGCUAUUGAUGCAUAUCAUAGAGCGCUUGAACUACGCCCUUCAUUUGUUCGCGCACGUUAUAAUCUUGGCGUGAGCUGUAUUAAUAUCGGUUGCUACAAGGAAGCUGCCGAACAUCUGUUGACUGGUCUGUCGAUGCACAAACGUGGACCACACGAUGCAGAGGAAGGUGUAAAUGUUUCUAGUAAUUUAUGGGAAAUGUUGCGCAAAACAUUUGUGAUGAUGGAUCGCAAAGACCUCGCAGACAAAGCAGUGGCCGGUUCAAAUAUCCAGCAGUUUAGAAAUGAAUUUGAGUUUUAAUAAGAUUUUUUUUUGUUAUGAUAUUUAUGUAUAUGUUUAAUGGCUUUUGUGCUGGUUUAAGUCUACUAGAUUAAGUCUGCUUGACC
Messenger RNA from Phycomyces blakesleeanus NRRL 1555(-), 1910 nucleotides. RefSeq lists its product as hypothetical. The record is from RefSeq and is a predicted model, not a curated record. The transcript is spliced from 6 exons. Bases 49 to 1824 code for a protein of 591 amino acids. Gene Ontology annotation, molecular function: protein binding. NCBI's taxonomy places the organism in Eukaryota, Fungi, Mucoromycota, Mucoromycetes, Mucorales, Phycomycetaceae. Gene Ontology annotation, cellular component: peroxisomal membrane; cytosol. Gene Ontology annotation, biological process: protein import into peroxisome matrix, docking.